Molecule: messenger RNA, 4931 nt
Organism: Tachysurus vachellii
Lineage: Eukaryota; Metazoa; Chordata; Actinopteri; Siluriformes; Bagridae
Gene: casp2
Product: caspase 2, apoptosis-related cysteine peptidase
Exons: 12
Coding region: 587-1972 (461 amino acids)
Biological process (GO): proteolysis; regulation of apoptotic process
Molecular function (GO): cysteine-type endopeptidase activity
Source: RefSeq, a predicted model, not a curated record
AUUGGCGCGGAAGUUGCUCCAGGACAAUCCUUGUACUGUCAAUUAUUUUUUUAAAACUAUUUUCCCCGUAACUCAGAACAACUUUUUCGUGUCCGUUUCUGUUUAAUGACGAAUCCGUUAGUAUUCAGUAUUAGAUACAGUGACUCUGUGUAAUGUAAUGCAUUGUGUUAAUACAGACCGCUAACGAGUCGUUAGCUGUGCAUUGUUUUCUUUCCCUUUUUUGUUUUUGAGCUAGCUUUAACUUUGCCUAGCCUUUAGCUUGUGGCUAGCUAACUGUAAACAGGAAUUGCUAAUUAGCUUUCGCGUGCGACAGAAAACAAAAAGAUAGUAAACGUUUCAGACGUGUAUACUGAAUUGUGUCUCCUUAUACAAAGCGAGUUUUGUUUUUUUUUUGUUUUGGUGGAUGUCUAUGUUUUAACUAGCUAAGGAAACAUAUUGCUAGCUAACUUGAGGGAGUAGGUUACUGCAAAAAAGUUGCUAUUCCUGUUGGUGAGCCGUUCAGCACAUCUGUGUCAGUGCUACAUUUACCUAAAGGAGGGUUAUUCUCUGAUACUAGACGUGGAUUAGUGAACAAAAAACACGCACCAUGCUCGGGGGGUGUGGCAUGAAAGAUAUAGACAAGGCGGCCCUGAGGAAAAACUCAGUGGCACUUUGUAGAGAACUGGUGGUGGACGAGUUGCUCAUUCAGUAUCUGCAGGCUGAAGACAUUCUCACAGAGAGCAUGGCAGAAACCAUUCUGGCAGAGACAACAUCCCAAAGGAGGAGCUGGCGUUUGUUGAUGUUACUCCCGAAACGUGGCCCCCGAGCUUUCAGGACGUUCUGCACGGCUCUUAAAGAGACACAGCAGGAGCACCUCUCCAGCUUGCUUAUUAGGUUCAGAGAGGACUCACCUACACAGAGUGAGAGUGAAAUCUCUUUCACACAGGACAGCUCACCUGCUAAGAAAAGGAAAGACCAGGAGAGGUUUGUAGACCCUAAACUUCCUCUUCCCACUGAGGAGUGUGCAGUGCGUGCUAAAAGAGCUUGCACCCAAGCGUCUAUGGAGAUGUGCUUGGAUGCUGACAGUCCUCUGACUACUGCUGUGCUCUCAUGCACACAGGAGUUCUACCUGUCUCACUGUGCACAGGCCUACCAAAUGACAUCUAGUCCACGUGGUCUUGCACUGGUGCUGAGUAACGUGCACUUCGAGCCUGAAUUAUCAGAGCUGGACACACGGAGAGGGGGAGAGGUAGAUGAGGAGGUGCUGAGGAGACUCUUUACUGAGCUGGACUUCAAAGUGAGCCUUCAAAAAGAUCUCACUCUCCAGGCUAUGCAGGCCUGUAUAGAGCAGUUUGCUCAGCAGCCAGAGCAUGCUGUGUCUGACUGCUGUGUUGUGUGUUUGUUGUCUCAUGGGGUCGAGGGCUCCAUUUACGGUGUUGAUGGGAAGCUGCUUGAAUUGGACUGGGUAUUUGAGAGGUUGGAUAACUCUCGUUGUCCCCUGCUUCAAAACAAGCCAAAAAUGUUCUUCAUUCAGGCCUGUAGAGGAGAGGAGAUGGACUGUGGUGUGGACCAAUUAGAUGGUGAUGAUGCGAUGCAGCCUACAGGCUGUGAACAGAGGGAUGCAGGGAGAGAAGAGAAUCAUGACAGACAGAACGGAGCAAGUGAAAUAAGCGAGGGCGAGCGACUGCGAGUGAAACUUCCCCAGAGAUCUGACAUGAUCUGCGGUUUUGCUACUCUCAAAGGUUUCAGCACUGCUGCAAUGAGGAACACAAAGAAAGGCUCAUGGUUCAUUCAGGAACUCAACACAGCUAUGAGGCAGAGAGCCAGAGACACACACUUAUCAGAUAUAUUGGUGCAGGUGAAUAGCCAAAUUAAGGAGAGGGAAGGCCAUGCUCCAGGUUCAGCACACCAUCGCUGUAAAGAGAUGUCUGAAUUCACCAGUUCACUCUGCAAAGACCUCUACCUCUUUCCCAAGUACUGCCCAAAUAACUAGACAUACAGGCACUCAUGCAGUUCUUUUAAAAGACCAGUCCAACUCUGCAAUAUAUAGGAUUCUGAAAUAAGUAGCAAUAAAUGAUAGCAGGAUCAUUCACUAAAAACACACAGACAUACAACUCUGCCCUGUAAAUAGUAUGUGAUUCUUCUGGGCCAUGACAGUAUCUCAUUCCAGUUUGUUCUUCACUUUAUAUUCAAUUUCAAAUAUACCUACACCCACUGUCCACUUUAAAAGGAACACCUUUAUACUGUACCUUCUCUUUUAUGCAGUUGUCCAAUCAGCCAUAAUGUGACAGCAGCACAGUUCCUAACUCAUUCAGGUACAGGUCAAGAGCUGCAGUUGAUGUUAACAUCCCACACAAGAGUUUCUAGAGUUUCCAUCCUGUGAGCAGAUUGUAGGCUGAAACACCUUGUUGAUGACAGAGAACAGAUGAGAAUAACCAGUCAGGUCUGAGCUGACAGGAAGACUGUAAUGCACUCUGUUUUAUGAUAGCUCAGAUUCCUCUUCUUGGCUGACAGGAGUGGAACCUGGUGUGGUCUCCUGUUCUUGUCGCCCAUCCACAUUAAGGUUUGAUAUUGUGUGAAAUACUGAGAUGCCUUUCUGUUCACCACGGUUGUAAAGAGUGAUUAUUUAGAAACUAUAUCCUUACUGUCAGUUCUAAACAAUUUUCCUUUGAUAUCUCUUAUUAACAAGGUGUUUACACCCACACAACUGUUGCUCUCUUUUUUGUUUGUUUUUGCGUCAUAGUGUAAACUCUAGAGAUUGUUGUUUGUGAAAUUCCCAGGAGAUCAACAGUUUCUGAAAUACUCAAACCAGCCCAUCUAGCACCAACAUCCAUGCCACGGGUAGCCACAGAGAUCACAUUGUUUCUUUAUUCUUUUUCUUUAUACUGAUGUGAACAGUAGCUCUUGAACUGUGUCUGCGUGAUUUUUUGCAUUUUGCUGGUGCCACAUGUUGGAUUGGAUAACCACCAGGAGGAGUUCCUAUUAAAGUGGACAGUGGGUGUGUAUUUUAACAGAGAAAUAGUUUUAUAUGAAUCUAAGUACAUGAGCACAUGAUCAUUUGUAAAUAACCAUAAUUGUUUUAUAUAUGUUAUCUCAAUGUAUUACAAAGCUUAAGCCAAUAUUUUGGACCUUUCUUAUACUGUGUCUUUAUUGGGAUUUGCCUUCAUAUGCAUUAAUCACAAUUUAAUUAAGUAUGGUGUACCCCUUUUUAACAGUUUCAGAUCUAUUUUUGUUAGUUUUCUAGGAAAUAUAUGGACUCUGUACAGUUUUUAUCCUUUUAGCGGGUUUCAUUUAACUUUUUUUUUUAAUUCAGUUUUUUUUUAUAAACGUAUUUUUGCUCAAAUGCUUUUGUGUCAGUUUUCAGGCAGAACCAAUGCCACGGUGAUAAGCGCUUUUUCAGUACCUUCACUCCAUCAGGCUCUUUUCCCCCCUCUUUCCCCUAAACGUUUGAGUCAGUAAAUGCACACUCAUUUGCAGUUCUGUUCUAUUGAUCUGCAGUAUUCCACGCCACAGAUUUUGUGGUGCAGCACGUUGCAGUGUCUCCAUUUCGUUCUGAAAAGUCCUAGACUUGGUCAAUACUUAAAAGCUUUGGAGGAAGCAAAGAGUGUAUUGAUAUCAGUAUCUUUGUAGCAUUAUAUUACUAAAUUAAUUGUCUAUUAAUCAGCUUACAUUCCACCUGUAAAUUUAGUUGUUUCUUUCUGUUCGUCUCUGCCACCAGAGGGCAGUAGAGGUCUAGACGUUGUGGUUAGAGCUACACAAGAUUCAGUGUUUUAUGGUCAGUACAGUAAUCGCCUCAGUCUGCAGAUUUCCCUCACUCAGUUCUGUGAAUAGUGAAGGAGAAAAGCUUUCCAAAGCCUCACAUAAUGCAGCUUUAAUGCACACUUUAUUUUGCACACUUUGGCAUUCCUUCUGAACCAAAUAGCAUGUCUGCCUGUCUCGCUUGAGUCACGACUCCGUAACACAGUUUAACAUUUCAGUUAAACUCUUAUUGUCUAUAUUUCACUCGUCUGUCUCUUUUACAUUAUUCAAUUAUACUGCAUUCAAGCUACUUUGUCAUGGCAGCAUAACUCAUAUAUUUGGUAAUAUUUUAUUGCUUGACUAAACAUUAUCAGAGACAAAUAUUUUCUCUAAUCUGCCUAGCAGACAUCUUUCUGGUGCCUAAUUAAUACUUGUUACACUGGAGAGAAAUGUUUAGAGAGUAACUAACUUCUGUUGAAUUGUACCGAAUUGUGUUUUAGAUUCCUAGAGAUUCAAUGCUCAUUGAUAAUGCCUUCCUUUUGUGCAGGAAGUGCAAAGAAGAAGUACUUUAAUCUAACCCCCAAGUGUUAAAACACAGAGAGAUCACUUUCAGCAUUCCAGUUGAUAAGCUCAGAGCAGAAUUGAUUUCUCGCAUCUGUGAAUGCCGUUAUCUCAUGAUUCAAUUCCAUGCUAGACCAAAUAGAAUUGUGCAGAAUGUUUUGCGUUUUGAUGAUUAUUGAAAAACUGCACUAUUCUAAAAUAAAAUAUGAAAUCCAUCCUCAGUUUAUUAAUGUCUAAACUGUAUAGCAUCUAGACCUUUUUUUCUUUUCUUUUUUUUUUCUCUUUUUUUUUUCUUUUUUUUUUUUUGCUUUACAACGAUCCCCCACAUGUAUUUGAACACAGCAUAUGAUAUUGUCUUGUUCUGGGUCAUAAUCUGUUUGACAGCUCUGUUAUGACCGUUCUGUGGUCUUAUGAACUAUUUAUACACAUUUAUUGUAUGGUGUGUUUUCCUUUCAGUCCCAUUACUGAAAAGAUUUCUUAGUAAACUUUCUCAAUUUUAUGACAUCAGUAAAAUUGUUUUUGUUAUACACUGCCAUCAGUAUAAGUCAGGUACAGUGCUGUGGACAAUGCUGUCAAUAAUUUGUGAUAUUUUUGUAUUUAAAAAAAAGAAAGAACAAAACUGUCUUUGAAUAAAAUUACAUGGUUGAAAAAUA